GCAAUUCCCACGUACAGUCCAACGAGCCAGACCGCCUCCACGGAGCUCCUCUACUCUCACUGCAGUUUCCAGAUGCAGGCAGGCAGGGAAACUCAGAGAUACAAAUUCAAAGUGGGAAUACAGAUCACGGAUUACACUUUUACGCGUGGAAGUGGAAGAUGAACUCCAGAUUUGUUCAACCAAAAACCAUCUGCUGAAGUUUUUCUGCCUCAUGCCACUACACUAAAAAAAAUCAGGUCUUUUUUAAAAUCUUUUUUUAAAAAGGUUGGACUCAUGGACUGAUCACAAGUUUUCACAAGUUGGAAUGAUGACUUAGUCCUUCCAGAUUCAUCUUCACUCUGGGAUCUAGCAGUUAUUAUAGGAAAAAUUUAUGACACAUUUUGAAAAGACAUGGAAUUUUCCUUGAAAGUUCACUUUUUAGCAGCUUUUGUCUCCUGCGUUAAGGUAAGCUAUUGAAAAAUCAACUUUAGUCCCUUCUUCUUUUAUCACAGUCAUCUGUUGUUUGUUCUUUAUAUACGUUUAAUUUCUUUUUUAGGUUUAUGCUCAGGCGGUUCAGGCUGGGAAGCAUCCAGGUGAUGAAUUUUUGCUUGAGUGUUGUGACUGCUUGUGUUUUACUCUGUAAUACGAUGACAGCUUUUUUGGAGCAAACACAGUGCACUGUUUGAGCCAAGUAUAUGACCAUCUGCUUACUUUUGAAUCAAUGGAUAUUCUUGAUUUGUUUUCUCUUCAGUAUCCAUUUAAGUCUGUGUAGCUUUUACAGCUGUUGGCUGCUUUGUUAUCAAUCUUUUAAUCCUGCAAAAUCCAAAAUGCAGUGCCAGGGAAAUAAAUGAACAGUAAUGGGCUGAGCCUGGUUGGGGGAAAAACCCCUUCUGGAGGUUAACUUGAACUCUCCCUGCAGGCCUGCAGGUGUUAGCGUCGGCCUCACAUUACUGGCCUCUCGAUGCCAUGGACGGGAUCCAAGAACUGUGGGACCAGAUUGGAAACAGACCAGGUUAUGUUAACGGCACUAACAUAAGUAUGUGCAUACAUAAGCUGACUGCAUUAGCUCACAGGAAUGCUUCAUUUUAAUGUCUGUCUGAUUGCUCUCUGCAUGGUCUAGAGCUGCUUUCCAGUACCCAUUACCACCACAGUCAUCAUGCUUUUUAAAUGUGCUUUUGUCUUCAGAGUUUCUCAGAUAUAAGAAAAAUAAGAUUCUGGUGCCUGGGUGUGAGUGGGAACUUUAAAAUCCGUUCAAUUUUAAGAUGAAGUUGAUAAUGUGAAGGGCUUCAAAUGGAAACAUACUCUGGUACUGACUACCUACUGACAAGCGGUAAAAUAUACAGUCUAUUUAUUAUUAUUAGGGUGGGAGAAAAAAAUCGAUUCACAUAAGUAUCACGAUUUUUUGUUAUACAAUAUUCAAAUUGAUUUUUUUUUUUUUCAAAAAUUGAUUUUUUUUUUUUCAAAUUUAAAAAUAAAUCUUAAAAACUAACUUACAUGUGAUGUGUAUUUUUUCUGGAAAUAGUCAAUAGACAAUCAUAAACAUUCAACUAUUUCACUGGUGUUAAAAAUGCAAACUAAAAAUCGACAAAAUCAACAUAUCCUGGAAUCGCAAUUUAAAUCGAAUCGGCAUCCAAAAAAUCGUAGAAGAACCUAAUCAGGAGAAAAGCAAAUUGUCCCAGCCCUAAUAUAAACAUUAUUAUUAUUAUAGUUAUUAUUGUUUUUGUUGUAAUUAUUAUUAUUAUUAUGACAGAAUAUGUUGAUAAAACUACAAGUUGUAGAAAAGAAUAGGAAAGGAUAUAAACUCAACUCAACUCGACUUUAUUUAUAGAGCACUUUAAAUACAAACAAAACUGACACAAAGUGUUGUACAUAAUAACAUAAAACUACAAUAAAUUACAAUUUUUUUUUUAAAAAAGGCAGUAAAACAAAUGCCAUCUCACAAUGGGUUAAAAGCCAAUGAAAAAAAGUGGGUUUUUAGAUGGGUUUUAAAAAUGGACAUAAAACAGAAAAAGGCUAAGCUAGACACCUUCUAAUGUGCAACUUAUUUCGUAUAUUAUCAAUUUUAUUUAUCCUAACUUCGAAUUUUAAGCCUAAAUUGGAGAAAUACUGGUAAUAUAUUAAGGUCGGUUAGCUUUAGCUUUAGCUCGACUUCAACUUACAGCUAGCUGCUAACGCUUUUGUUUGCUAAUAUCGCGAUAUUUUGGCGCCGGGGCGGAAGUAAUUCCCGGCGGUUGUGUGGUAUGUAGAAAUGAAUAAAUGUUCGUGUGUUUUCUUGCCAAUAUAUUGUUUAUAGUUGUGUUUUUUAUGGUUAAAAUGUAGAGGGAUCAGGUAUAGACUUGAGUAAGAUGUGUGGGGUCACUCUGACUUCAGAAAAAUCCUCUAGCUAAGAGGAAAAAGAGCCAAAUCUCCUUAAACACUGCCCCACUGUGCUCACCGCAUCACUCCGUCUCAUACCUGCACACCACGUCCCUCCUGUUGUCUCCUUUCACCUGUGUCCUCUGUUGUGUGUCUGUUUAGGUGUGAAUCACUGUUUUUCUCCAUUGUCUGUGUCCAGCUCUCAGAAUCCACAACCACACUGUGCUCCCUUCCUCCCAUAACUCUUCCUAUGCGUAUACCAAUGACUCUGCCUACACUAACAUUUCUGCAACAGUAGGUGAGGAUCCCUGAGAGUCAUUUGUGCAUCACCCACUGCUCACCAUCGUCCCUUUCACUCCCUCCGCCUGCUCAGUCUCUUGUCCUGGCUGAAUCAGUUGAGAAGUUCUCUGCCUUUUAAUUAUUUCUUCAUUAGUCAAAUCAGAAUCACAACAUAAUAAGUGUAAUUUCACUUGUUUAAUGACAUGACGUGUUGUUUCAUGAGGCUGGAAAUCUGUAAAAGCCUCAUGUUCAUUAACUGCAAAAACAAUUCAUGAUUAAUUGACAACAAAAAAGACUUUGUAAUUUGAUUUAUACAGAGACAGCUUAAUAUUUUACAAGUUUUGGCCGCCAAAAAGAGAGCUAUGCUCGCAAACACUGCUCAUUAUUUUGAAAGGAAUGAUGCCAACUGUUUGUGGUCUGCUGCAGAUAUUGUUGAAGGAAUGGUCAACAAGGGCAUCUAUCUGAACGGAGAUAACGGUGGUACCUUUCUUUACUUCGGAAGCUACCAGAACUCUUGCAUUAGUGACCCCACUUUGUGUGGUCCAGAGGGUAAGUUUACUGCGAUUUAUUCCUUGGGGAAAGACCUCUUUGUCUCCUCCAGAUUGCUACAAAAGAUUUUGCCUUGUUUUCCAGGGAUUACCUUCUCCUUUUUUUGGAAGAACCACGAGGCAGAGUCCCGUUUUGCAGUUGCCUCUGGAGGGAAAGUGAUCUCCAAUGGUUUCUCUGUUUACACCAAUCCUUUUGGAGGAUAUGUGGAGUUUUACACCAGAGGAAACUACCACAGAUGGAAGGCCAAUAUCGCAGUUCCAGGUAAAGUGACUGAAUUUGCCUCUCUAUCACGAACUGUUCUUUUAAUUUUCCAUGAUGAGGAAUGCACUUUCUCUCAGGAGAUAUGUAUUUUUGUGGUGCAUAAAUUUGGAGUUAUGUAAUUGCAUUUAUGUUUUGGUUAAAUGAAACCAGAUGGAGUCGCAGAGAGUUGAUUUUGCGAGUCAGGGAUAAAUUUCAUAAAUCGUUUGCUGUUUUACAAAACACGCAAUUAUCGUGGACACAUAAUACCACACAGCCAUUCGUCUUGUAAAUAAAACAAUAUUUUGUGAGGAGUAAAAGUCAAGAUACAUUCUGAGUUUUGAAACGCAAUACGACUCAGACUGUGGCCAAUAACUUCAAUUCAAUUCUGAGAAUGAAAACUAUAACCGAAUGAGAUGAAAAGAUUUAGUAAACUGUUUUGACAAAUUGGAAAAAAAACAAAUGAGCCUUACUGUUAUGUGAAACUUUUACUGACCAGCAUUUCCUUCUCAAAUGACUUCUGUCAACUGUGUUUUUGCUGCAUUUAGUAAUGGUUGCUUUCAGAGGGCGUCACAAUUAAAUUUUCUUGGACUCGUACAGUUCCUGAGGCUCAAACAUCAUCUGGUUUUCAUACAGAGUGAAGUUUGAGGACAGUUUUCUCUCUGCUGAAGGUCUCAGCAUGUGAAUUCAAACUUGAGCUACCCUUUGCCCAAAAUAAUCUCAUUGUGAAGAAGUAAAUCUGUGCGUGGAGAAGUGAAGGCAAGAGUUAAAAAUCAGAGAAGGGAUGGUCUUUGGCACAUAAGGUUUGUGUUUUAAACACAAAUGAGUUCCCUGGCUGUUUUGUUCUGCUGGCAGACAUGUCAGUGCAAGUAUUGUCUUUUGAGACUCCUUUUGUUAUCGAUUUACUUAAGAGGAACAUGAGGGACUAAUUUCUUUGUAAUGUAAAAUAUACUCGAAAGAGCAUACUGGGGAAGAUCACACUCAGGCUUUCAGACUAAUAAAUUUAUGUCGAAAAAAAAGGAAGACAGUUUUAACCUUCGGAGAAGAAUUAAGAAGUCUCUUUAAAAGCACAAAGAUUGCAUCAGCAGCUAUUGAUUUCAGCUUUUCCUUUAUUCGACUCAUACGAUUGGAUAUCUAAUGUACAUUUACAAUGAUUAAAUAGAAAACAACCUCACUCCCACCACUUCUGUGUCUCAGGGAAAUUCGGAAAGAGUCAGCAUAUGACAUGCUAGAUUUAAAUAUCGUAUUAUUGACUUGGUAUAUUUCUAUAUAUGUGUGCUAUUAUAGAUAAGGUCUAAAUAACUUAGUGAGUCACUGCCAUGUGAGCUAAGACGUCAGCCUUGGUACUGUCAGAUCUGUGUUUGCUCUACUUUACAAACUCCUUUUUUUUACCCUAAAGUAUAUGAUAUACCAUUUAGUUUCAGAAAAAUGAACACGCUUAAUUCUAUGUGUGUUCCUCUAUAGUUUUAAUGUUUUCAGCAUUUAUUUAAAAUCAAGGAAAUUAUUAAAAAGGGAGGAAAACCAUUGGAUGAGAAUGUGUCAGAGAUUUUGACUGUGCAUGUGUCAUUGAUCACUCAUUUUAGAGAUAAUUGACAUUCAGCUGAAAAGCAGAUUUGACAAUUUUUUUAAAUGUCAAUGAAAAUAUCUAUACCUGCAAGUUUCUGGUAAUACUUGUUGCUGUUUGCUUGGAAAUGUUGAGGAUUUCAGUCAAUAGAUCGAACUUAAGCAGCUGUAAGUGAAGCAUAAACGUUCCUCUCUUAUCUGACCUGACCUGCUCUGAUUCGGUUUUCUCUGCUUCUACUUCAAAGCUGCUUUUCACAAAUGCUCGUAUAUCACGGCUUUGUCUCUGCUUCCUCUUUCAGGGCCUUUCUGGACCCACAUCCUCUUCACAUGGACCAAAAGAGCUGGUCUGAUGGUCUACAUAAAUGGGACUUUCACCGCAGGAGACAGAAGUGGCAGUGUGUCAGAGAACUACGGUGACCCUUACCCUGACCUUGUUAUUGGGACUGGCAACGACAGAGCCUACGGUCACUAUGUUACAGGCGCCUUCGAUGAGUUUGUCAUCUGGGAGAGGGCGCUUACACCUCAGGAGAUAUUACUCUACUACAGUGCAGCCGUAGGUAGGACAUCACACUCUGCUGGAAAAUAUCCCCUGUCAGUCGAGGACAUGGCACAUUAAUUUUAAUGCGUUUUCUUUGUGACUGCGCUCUUUAAGAAAUAAGUGCGAGAAAGUAAUAUCCGUGUCCUCGCUUCAUUCUGUCCACAGCAUUUAUGAAGGAUGGAAAGAUAUUAAACUGUUCAAAUAUACCCCAACCCUCCGUCAAAUGGCUCUUGUACAAAACACUUUCAUGACCUUCCACCAUAAAAGUAGCAGGUCCCACAUAGUUCUGCCUUAUAAGUAUUUAUAACAGUGCCGAGGCAUUUUAGAGGUUGCUCAGGGCAAAUCAUUAUGAUUUAAUACGACAGGUUUUAACACGCAAAGACAAAAACACCCACACUUUUCAACUGUUUUUGUUCUCUUGUUGUUUGGUCAGAAGAGCGCCAUAAAUGGAGUAAAAACACACUGACAUUUACGAGCUGGUAGGAAGAAUACAGAUUUUUUAAUGUGGUCGGUUAAAAGACGAAGACACUGAAUUAAAUCAGAGUGUAAUUAUGAGUGAUUAGUAAUGGUGAGUGGUGUCUCCUUCAUUGUGCAGUAGUGAUAAACAAAAACUAUUACUGUCAUUACUGCUUCAGCUCCAACUGUUCAGGAUUUAUGAAUACCGCCUUGAUUUCUGCUCCAAAGUCAUUAUUAAAAGAAAUACACCAGCCGUCCACAAACCACUACUGUUAUGGUUACAACACAAUAUUUUUCCCCUCCAGAGCAGACGUGUAAAAUGUUGCAUCAAACCAAAGAAGAGGCAGAAAGGUUCCGACUGUCCGUCCAUAUACGGCUGUUUUCUGGACGCUUGUUUAUGCCGUUUUUAUGAAAUGACAGCAAAGACAUAAAAUGUAUCUUGACCUUGCACAGAAGCUGGUGGGAUUAUGACGCUGAUCACCCAGUUUCGCUCAGGUUGUAAUCUAUCUUGUUUCAUGACUUGGCGCUGUCCAGACGCCUCAUAAAAAGUCAGCUGCAUGGUGAUGAAGUCCAGCUACGCCACAGCCGCCAAGCAGAGAAAGACCUAAUAACAAAAUCAUGAAAAUGGCCAUCAAAUAUCCAAACAGCAACAUUUAAUACAAUUAAUCCACGUCUCCAGAGUUGUUUCUGACCUCGUUGUUAUAAAGUCUUUUGUGUUGGCUUUUCUAGGUCAGGAUGUGAUUCUUGCCACAACACCCAGAGUCUCCAAAGAAGUCACCUCGACCACGCCAGCAUCUGUAAGUUUGUUCUGGCUCUGCGCUGUUCUUUCUUUAACAAAUGUGGGAGAAAGUGGCAGAAGACGCGCUGACUGAAGUCCUCCAGUGAAGUAGAAGUUAAAAGUAAUUAUACGAGGAAAUCGUCUCCAGCAGAUCGAGGUUACCGCUCGUUUUUAGCUUCUCAAAUUAUCAUAGACUGUGUGAAACUUGGACAUAUUAUCAGGUAGAGUUGUUUAGCCCACUUUAGACAAAUUGUCUAUUUGACGAUUUGUUGUUGCUCCAUCAUGAAUUUGUCGAAUAAGCCGAUAAAAGGAGAUGGAUUUUCUGUUCUCUGGUCGUUUCCUUCUUCAUCUUUGUCUUUUUCCUCGUCUUCAUCAGUACCACCACAAAUAAACAGCCAUUAUAGCAGUUUUUAGUGGGUUUGGUUCGUUUAGCCAAGCGCAGUGUGAAAGUUAGUGAACCAGACUUCAUGAAAAUACAAAAAUGUCUCCAGUGUAACAGACAGUCCCGUGUACUGUCAUGUGUGAGAAGUGAGAAGAACCAUAUUGAACAUGCCGACCCCAUCAUACCUUUUUAAGCAUCAGUAAAAGAGCCCUGACAUCGUCUACAUGGCGUUUCGAAUCAGCCCCAAGUGGACGUCUAAAGAACUGCAGUUUUCAUCCACUUUUGUAUUGGCUGCACCUCAGACUGACACCUGUUUGAAAAAUGUUGAUUUUGAGAUUUUACAUUAAACUCUAAGACAGAUUCACAGUGAAUCUUUCUUUUCUAUUAGAAUCUAAUCUUUCUAUUCGACCUCAGUCUUGAUGUUGCAUAAACUUCAUUAUAAAAACCCUCUCUAAUGCAUUAAAGCUUGAAUUACAGGCCCGUCUUUAGAUGUAGGGUGUAGGAGGUGGAGGUAUUUUGUUAAAUGUAGGUGGGGGCUCAGUGAAACAGUGAAGCACAGGUAUGUGAACCAAUUGUCCUUAAGUACAGUUAUAAAAUAUUCAUGCCAUUCUUUCAUCUGCACCCAAAUGUAUGAACUACUCAUGUAAUCCUUUUGAAUCUUCUUCAAUAGAAUAUUUUAUUUCCGUUCACAUAGAAAAGGUGCUAAAACUCACAUGUGGUUAUUGGGACUAAAAUGUGCUCGAUUCAGUCAAACUGCAGAGAAGGAUUCAUUUAAAGGAUGGAAAUGGAGGAGCUGUGAAACAAGGAUAUUGAGAGCACAUGUGAGCAGCCUGUUCCUGUUUAUUAAAGGGCUUUUGAGGUAGAAAACAGAUAAAGAAACAGAAGAAAGUAGACACAGAUGUUUCCCACCGCACACCCAGGACGGCUCAGGAGAGUCUUCUGCAUCAGUCACUGCACAUCCUGUGUGUGUGCUGGACCUCAAUGCCUCCUCACUGUAAACUUUAUUUGAUGCCAGAUGUGUUUUCUCCGCAGAGAGCCACUGAGGUGAGUCCUCCUGUCGACAGCAGUCAGCGUAUGGAGGGUCAAAGCUCCCAGGACCCUCAGGCCAUGCCUGUGUUGGGCUUUCCUAAAGGGAUGCCAAAUAGGACGAUUCCUCACAACGCCGCCAACAACCUCACUCAGGUCUUGGAGCACAGUCUUGAAAAUACACACUUGUUGAACACCUACAGCACACACACAUGAUGCCCGCCCAUGUGUAUGUGAUGCAACAGUUGUGUGAUGUCUGUUUUCUUCCACUCAGGCUUUUCUCAAAAGUGUGGAAGAAGUGCUCUCCUCUCCGGUGGUGCCAGAGGUAAAUGAGUUCACUCUGCUCUUGUGCAAUGUUUCAACACCACUUAAUGCAACAUAUGCAAUCGAGUGAAUACUUUAAUCCGAGGCCUUUAAUGGAUCCAUGAGUUUGAGAUUUUAACACUGCAUAUUUUGGAUUGAGUGGUGCCAACAGCAAUAAGAGGACUGGGCCGUGUACCCACUCAGGAUUAGUGAGUGUGGUCAAAUAUGGUGCUGAAAGUGGUUUAAAUCAGAGCUGUCGGCUUGACUUUAAAGUACACACACACACAAACCAAAGUUUUGUAGGUAAACUUUCGGCUUCCUGUACUGUACACUCAUCUCAGCCAAAUCUCUGGGCGCCCAUAUACUGACACAUUGUUGCCAAAAGAAAUGCACGAGCAAGUUUUCACAGCCAGUGUGUGGUUUCAGUACAUCGAGUGCUCAGAACAAGCCUGCUUGUUUUUGCAGGAACAAGCUGAAACAGAUGUGCACGUAUGAGAAAACGCAAAACUUGGAUAGAUCCCGUCUCAGUAAAUCCCCUUUUUGAUGAUCUUUCUGAUCCGAUCGGUGCUGAAUGUCUGAAAACAUCUCUUUUACAACUUCACUCUUCACGUGUAGUCCCCUGUUCACUCGAAAUCAAUUAUCGCUGUUCUCCUGUGAAAUCUGGAAGCAAAUAUUGUGCAGUCUGUCUUAAUUUGUCAUAUUUGUAAUGAAUGUAAAAACAAGAUUUUUACUUUUUCAAGGCCACAUAAAUUGUCUUUUUCUGCUGAUAUUGGAAAUGGUUCUGAUCGGUCCAUUCAGAGGUGCUGCUUCAGCGUUUUGGUUGUAGUUUAUGAGCACAGACAAAAUCGUGGUUUUCCAUCAGCUUCAGAUAUCGUUAAAUGGAGAAGACAGCCUCUGCUUAGAGUGGCACAGGUCAAGUCAGGCAACUAGACAAGGCUUUAGUUUAUCAUAUCUGACCUAUUAUUAAAUAUCGACCAUUAGGAGCACAUUUCAGAUGAGGUAUGAUAUGGCAUUCUCUAGAUAGUGUUGCUAAUGUUUAGAAAAGUUACAUAUACUCUAUUUAAAAAUGGUCAGAAGGAAGUCAAAUCAUUGACUUUAUGGCGUUUUCCCAGUUUGUGGUCAAUGUUUUGGCUAAAUUUGUAAGGUUAACCUCUGAAAAGUGCUUGGGCUUCAAGUGUUAAUAGUUAGAGCUUGUGUCUCUAUAGGAUACUAACUUUUCUUUCAACUGUUUUCAUUCAUUUCUGCAGCUUACAAUCAACCAGAAGAAGUGCAUUUCAAAAUAAAAGCAUAGGACAAAUUAUAUAUUUUUUUUGUUUGUUUGUUUGUUUUUUUCCAAGCAAAGAUGUUUCGGUCACAGGUGUGGCGAUGAGGAUUAAUUAUUCAUUUAAACAUCAUUAGAAAUAGAUGAUGACUGGAAGUUACCCACUGAGCAUUUUAUGGUUUAAAAGAGGUCUAAUAGGUGUCUAAAUGUAGCCUAGACAACUGGUCUAAAAUCAGGCGACUAUAGACGUCUAAAUUUAGACAAAGUCUGAAUCGGGGCUUUAUCUAUACUGCACUGUAUAUUGUUCAAUGGCUAUCAUAAUUAUUUUGGUUAAGUACUUGGAGAUGAGUUCGCUCAUCGCUCAACUCACAGUUGCUUUUUGAAAGAAAAAGUUAUCGAAUAAUGGGUUAAAGUGCAACGUCUAAAUUCCGUAUAAAAAUAUACAGAAUCUAGACGUUUGAAAUUAGGUCUAAAAAAAACUAGAAGUCCAAUAGCCGUCUAUUGCUCAAUGGGUAUUCGAGUUCAUUAGUACAGUUUCUAAAGUAAUGAUUUGCUCCGCUCUUCUCUUACUUUUCCUUAAUUUGACUGAUUGUGUUGUUUUUCUUUCAAGCUUUCCUUCAAUGUUGCCAAAGUUUUGUUACUGUGAUAUCUUAUGGCCACAAGAAUCGAUAUCGUGAGAGUCCAAAUAUGUCCUCACAACUGUCAAUACUGAGUCAGUUCAUGGACUUUACAAGGGUACUCUCUGUGUGAUCAGAUCUCAGCACUCAUUGGGGAGCGUUCACACCUUGAGUUAAGGCUCUUAACUUACUCUUAGAUCACUUAAACUGAUGAUAAAUGCUAGAUGUAGACCAGGUCUUUGGCUCAGGUUGUUUUCUGAUAUUGCACACUGAUGGAAAUAUCUAAUAAGCAGAUUUUAUAGAUGUGUCACCAUCCUGUAUGUCAACAUGAGACGUGGCUGGACUCUUGAAAAGUUUUUUGUUUUCCCUUUUUUGUGACGCAGCAGUCGAUCCCUGUGGUCAGCGGUCUGAUCGAAACCGUGGACAGAGUGAUGGAACAUAUGGUGACUAACCUGGAGCCCACCCCAAACUCUCUCAUCUCCCUCGGUGGAACAUCUUUUGUUGCCGGUCAGUCCGCUCUCUGCUCUCCGUGCGGUGACUCACUGUGUUUGUAGUUUGUGUGGACACAGUUAGAGGGUAGAAAUACACACUGACAUCACAAGUUUUCUUAUUCGGAGGACACAUGCAGGUCAGAUAAGCAGAGGCCAGCUCCUUCCAUGCUGCCUCUCAUGGGUGUGGGUCAUAUUUUGCAUAAUAUUUUGUUUGCCCCUCAGCUUGCUUGUGUCUCUCUCUCCCAAGAGCAGCUUCACGACUUUCUUCCACCCGUGAUAAAACACAUGUUGCUGUUUUUUUCUAAGAUUACUCUCUGAUGAAAUUCCCACAAAACUACAACCUGCCACAUUACCGCUUCCCUGAACAAGGCAAGAGCUACAUCUCAGUGCCCGGAGAGGCUUUCACCAUGCAGUGUAAGUACAGAUAUAAAAACUCUCAUAGCUUCAGGAUUCUCUGUAUAAAAUCAAGUAGCUUCCUUAGGUUGGGUGUGAAUGCCGCACUUCGUCAUGCUGAGGUUCUGCCAAGAGAAAAUCGUCCAACUGGGAGUCUCUUGUUGUUGGCCUGUAAUUUAUUAUACUUAGAUUUAAGACUCCUAACAAAGCUCACAGUGCAGGACAGGAGUGCCAUGAGACCUUUUGUCUAACUUUAUGGUACGCUGUAGAAAUCCAGCUACGACUUUAAUGCUGGCUGUUAGCCUUUCAUCCAAAAAACGGAGCGAACGAGAGCGAGAGAGAGCACUUUCUUUCCACUUUCCUCCAUCAUUAAAACAAUUGGACUCGAAUAGCGGAGUGAGAGGGGGCAGUAAUUGCUGCGAUCAUUAAAGCUCUGUUGGUUUGACUUUAUGUUCAGGUCAGAUUUCCUUGGCUCCGUCUGGCUGCUAAAUGUACAGUUUUGCCCUAAAAUUAGUUUAAUAAACUGUUUUAAUAAUUCGUUAAAGGGAUUUUAUCGGCCUGCAGGAUACGUGUAAUUGCGUUACUUUUCAGCCAGAAGCAAAUUAAGAGGUAGAUCUGUAUACCUGGCUGUGUGAAAUACUCCACGGAGAGGUUUUUAUACCCUAAUUAAGCAGAGAGCGAGCUGCAUCGUAACUUUUUACUCGUUCUUUCUCUCUUUCUCGAAGUGAACUUGCACAAACAAGCCGGCCACCUUGUGAUCCCUCGUGGGGCUUGCAGGGGGGCUCUCUGUUGAAAUUGUAUUCUGGAAGGUCCAAGCCUCCCCUACAGCAAACGCACAUUUGUUUGACAUCAGCAAGCUUUCUGUUGUCACAGUGAGCGGGGCCCGAGCGAGCAGAGGCCCUUUGAAAGGAGGAACAGGACCAUUAAGGAUUUCCUCCAAUUUCGCUGUUUAUCUUGCAGUGUUGAGGUGGGACUUAGCUGGAUGAUAGGUCAGAUUAGAGGAGGAGUGGGGGGAGCGAGCAGACCUCCAGCUCUCCUGGUGAAGUCAUGUCGAGUUUUCAUAAGAUUUCCCAACAUCCAUGUGGUCUGCGUCCCUCUCCCUUUCACCUCUGUGCGAGCAUACGGCCGUCCUAUUAGCCCGCCGGUGUCAGAGUGCGGCGGCAGGUCGGCGUUAAUUAACUUCCCGUCUUUGUGAGCAUUGUAGCAGCUCUGUAUCACAUUCCCAGCCUGCUGCCCAUGUUGUUCACGUUCAACCUCUGUAUGUUAUCUUCUCCGUUUCAGCUCAAACCACCAUCGUGGGCCUCUUCUACCACAACAUGCACAACUACUACAAAGAGAUCAGCCCCGUCAAGACCAGGUAAGACGGAGACACAACACAGGAAACUUUUGACGAACCAGCCCAAGCAAAUCGUUCUACUUUUAGGUCUGAAGACAAAAUAUUCCAAACAUCCUAAAAACCCAAAUAAAUAAACAGUCUUCUGACUUUGUACUUCCUGUGUGGGGAAUCAGGUCCUCUGGCACUCAGACCCCCCUGUUUCCUGAGCCUCAGAACUACCACGGCCCGGGGCCGAGCUCUUAUCUGUCCUCUGGCCUAUCUCUCAUCUCACCACUCAACCUCCACUGACUGAUACACCCUGCUAUUAGCGCUACACAUCCAUUUGCACCCCCCCUCCCUCUCCUUCAUUUAUUGUCUCAUCGUGGACCAGCUUGUUCCACUCUCUUUGUUUAUUUUUACCAAACAUGACGUAACAGCAAUUAAAGCAAUCCGUUUUUUUUAUCUGCUGCUAUAUGAACUUUAUGGAGGUUAGAGAACAUCGUGUAACAUGUUUGAGGACUGACUCUUUUUAACGUGACUCUCCUGCUGCUCUGACCGUCACUGAGACUGUCCUCUCUGUUCGGUGGUGCAGAGGUGACACUCUUCUGAGCCAAGUGUAUUAAACUGCUUCGAAAAAACAGCUGCAGGUUGUUUAAACGACGACUUUUAUACACGGAUGAUUAAAUUCUCACUUUGAUGCUGCUUCUCUGGACCGUGUGUAACGCUCAGGUGUUGAUUUGAUCGUCACAUUUCGGUGUUUCCUCUCGAUUUAUUUGACCUCAUUUUCAGGAAGCUUGUGCAAAAGUUUGUCUUUUUUUCUUCUGUAUGUGAUUUUAAACAACAGAAGAAGAAGAGAAGAACAUCUUUAUUCAGUGUAUGCAUUCGGGAAGUGCUAAAAUAACUUUCGUAGGUGAAGCUAUCUUGUUUCCGCCUCCGAUUUUGCUUCUUCCGACUUGAUAACUGAAACGCUGAUAACUCGGGUGUGACGUCAUUUUCAGCUCAGACUUCUGACUUCCAAGGUAACUCGAACGCAGCAUCAGUUACCAAGUCAGAAAAAGCAAAAUCGGAGGUGGAAACAAGAUGGCUACAUCUCCAAAAGUUAUUUUAGCGCUUGUCUUGUCCAAAGAUAAGCAAGGACAAGGCAAGUGCUAAAAUAACUUUCGUAAAUGUAACCAUCUUGUUUCCGCCUCUGAUUUUGCUUUUUCCGACUUGGUAACUGAAUCGCAAGUAACUCGGGUGUGGCGUCAUUCCCAGCUCGGACUUCUGACUGGGAGCUCCAGUUGAAAAUGUGACCCUGUAAACUGGAGACUUUUAGCUCGUUACUACGACAACCAAACAAACAUUGAACUCAAAGUUGCAUCUCUAAACGGUUGCACUUGUAACCUUAACACCACUAACAACAACUGACAACGGCUAACAGUUAGCGUCCAUCUCAGCUUUCCGAUUUGUUUACCGAAACUGCGUCAACUCGGGUGUAACGUCAUUCCCAGACUUCCAAGGUAACUGGAGCGCAGCAUUAUCCUCAUCCCAACGAGCCUCAUUUCAGGAGCAGGAUGUUGAAUCUUUCUGGUUUACCUGCUAAUUUCUUUUUUAAAUCGCAGAUGCUAAUUUUUUUCCAAGAUCCCAAAAUUGUCGAUAAAAAAAAUAACAUACGAAAAAAAACUGGCAUUGCAUCGUCUACAUACCACGUCUUUACUUCUUUAUUCAGACGUAAGAGAGAUAAUGACGCCUGACUAAAGAAGGCCGAUGCAGGUGGCGCCCUCUGCUGUCUAAUAAGAGUAUCACAUUUGUUCAUCAUCAAUCGUAACAGUUUUCAGCAGUAUUGUGAGAAACCGUUGCAUCCCCGCCUCAUCAGCUUUCUUUUAUUCUAAGUCUUUUCCCUCUGUAUUGUCUUGCAGGAUAAAUGAAGCAACCGACUUCAAGGAUCACAAAAUCCAAGUAGCAAGCUGUCUCAUCUCCCUCAAAGUCGAGCCAUCGCCGGCCCUGUCAGUCAACCUCUCCGGGGCGCCGCUCAUUAAAAUCGUCCUCACUCAUGUUCUGGUAAGAAUCCACCCAUUCGCUGUCCCAGUUUCCUCCCAGUCCACUCAUUCGUUACAGUUUGUGUGACUCAGUCGAAGUGAGAAAGAGGAAUGCUCUUCCAGUUUCUGGGUGUGGGACAGCUACCUUAUCAGGACAGAGAUUAAUGCUCUCUGCCUGUGGCUACAGUAGCUGGAUCUCCCUCACAUGAAACUCUAUUUUUAACGCUCUCUCUUAUGUAAGAAGAUGAGCAUCUAUCACCGACUGAGGCCUGAGCAGCUGGGCACUCACCAGCACAAAGAGCAGCGGCUGUUUUGCUUUUCAUUAGCCUGCCUGAAGUUUUCUGGAGGGGCAUGUGGCUUCCAGAGAGCGAACUGAUUAUGGGCGUUUGAACUGCAGGCUCAGGGCGCUUUGUGAAGGAACAAUAACUUUCUUUUAUGAACAACAUAUUUUUCUUUGCGGCUUUAUGGAAGAGGCCGUGCCAGUUUUCCAUGGGAAAUGCAAUUGAAUCUCCAAAUGAAAAUUAAGUGAAAAAUGUGUCUCACAUUAGCCCGCUUCCUUGUAAAGUCACUCAUGUAGCCGAGGACUUUCCUGCCAUGAAGGUUUUUGCUUUAAUUUUUGGACAAUGACAGGAUUUUUUGGGGGCUUUUUUAAUACCAUUCAGAUCAGUUUUCUGUUUGGCGAUGAUAGAAAAGCACUAAUGAGGCAGUUACUUAACCAAGUUGAGUUAACCCCCACUAAUGCAGAGGAAUUAUCUCAGUGAUUUACGGAGUCGUUUUGUCUCUUUGAAAAGCACAAAUUAAAUCCAUCCUCUGUCAUGAAACCAUGGCGAUAUUUCUCUGUUUGUCUUCAUUUGCUCCGCUGAAAUGAAUGUUUACGCUGUAAUAAUCUGGCUGGAAUCUUAUGACAAUGUUUGUUUUAACAGACACAGAUGAAGAGGGUUAUAAUCCACUUUGUUCUGGGAGUGCUGGAGAUGCUCAGCUGUUCUGUGGUUUGUGAAGUGCUGGUGUUUCUAUUUUAGUUUGAUCGCCUUCACCUCUGAUGUAAGGAUAAGACGUUUUUUUUCGACAUUCUUCUCCCUGCGCUCAUUAUUACUAAUAGGCUGUUUUCUUAUUAUUACACAUACUGAUGGUAUGCACCAUGCCAGCACAUUUCAAGUUGACUCAAGGCGCAUAGCUGGACCCUGAUUUAUAUUUAGGAGCGGCAUAGUAAUUUGGCACGCUGCAUUUUUGGCUGUGAUCACAUCCAGAAGAAGGUUGUUUUGCUGUAGCCGGGGUACUUUGCAGACUUUAUGUUGGAUUUCGUCAAAAAGUGACUAUUUUUGGAGUUUUUAACAGCUCGGGCGGCUGGUGCAUACUUAUCACCCCCUUCGCUCGGAGACAGGAUAGGCAGCUAGUAGACUUUUCCCAUCAUUGUUUACGCUGCCUGUUACUGUCUGCACAAAUUCAACCUCAAAGAUGUCCUCUAUUGGCACCAGCUCAGUGUGACCAGAGGAAGUGAUUUGCAACCGGGCUCUCAGAAAGUAGACGGGCGCUGAGUGACUUCAUUAAAAGCUGGCGGGGGGCGUGAGUGUGUCCGAGGAAGAAAUGUGUCAGCCUCCUCAUCUGUCUUCUCCCGCUGUCAUGGUUACAAUACAUCCUGUGUCCCUUACAGACAGUCACCUUCUGUCGUGGCUCGGGUCCAGACGUCGUCAUCUAUUACCGCUAUCUGACACCUGUUCUGAUAAAGUGCAUUGUACCGUGAAUUGAUGAAAAUUGUGAAGAACCUCGUGUCAUGGCAGGUUCCGCUCGCCGAAGGCCAAAGCCAUGCGGUCGGUGUCAGAGUGACCCUGUAGUCUUGAUUAAUAACCCCCCUGAGUACACUGAAACAGCCCGCUCAGGUCACGCCAUUCCCAAGCCGAGAUUCCACCGUCACACGUUAGGGCAGGUUUGAUACCCAAGCAAGGUGUUAUCAAGGCUGCAGGAGGCCCGCAUGCUUUCUCACGCCAUGAGGCUGUGGUGUUGACCGGACCCUGGCUCCAUCAGUGAGUUAUUACAGCUGUCUGACUCAGCUUCAGUUUGAGAGAGUCUGAGGGGGAAAGAAGGGAAGAAAAAGUGAGGGGUGGGAGGCAUCGGGGGUCCGUAGUUAAACAUUAAUACAUACAUGAAGCAGCUGACACCUCCUCUCUGUCAGAGCAUCACUCCGGUGGUAUGAGGUGAGUGAAUGGAAAGACUGAUCGCUUCAGGGAAGUCGAAUUACAGGAUCAAAAUGACACCGUUCAAAAAAAAUGAUUUUGACAAGCAGGGUUGGACUUUACUGGCUUAUAAAGUGGCGUAUUAGUUUGGCGAGAACGUCGAAAAGCCCAAAGCGAAGAACGGAACAGGGUGGCAUUUGUGUAUAUCUGUCCUUCAUGAACUUUUAUUGGGAUUUUUAAACACAAAUGAUUAACUGAAAACAAGUUUGUUCCUCAUGUAAUGCACUUUCAAGUUUAUUUUCUCCAAUUCAAGAACAACUAACAUCACUAUCGUCUACGUUCACUGUCUUGCACCGUGGAAGCUCCUGAACACGUCCAGCACAUUAAUCGACAAUAAAACAGCUUAAAUUGGAUUGAUUUGACAACUAGCUGUCCUUUUCAAGUCUUUAUUUACCAGACUUUCAAACGAGCGUUUACCAAAUUUUAGCUUACAGACAAGAGAGCUGUUCUGACUCUGUUCAAACUGAAACAAUGAAAGUUUUGCACCAAAUAUGAACCCCAAACAGAACGACGGAGGAUUAGGGACACAUUUGAGAGAACUUUUUAAAGAUGUAGAAAUGCUUUUUUCAGGAAUUUAACUUUUUAAAGUCAUUUUUUCACAAGAAUAAAAGAACAAAGUCAUAUUGUUACAAAAAUGAAGUUGUGUUCGAGUCAUAAAGUAAUGUUAAAGUCGUAGUUUUGGUUCUACGUGAACAGUUAGCUGCCUGCACCUAAAUGAAGGACGGGAGAAUCUCGUUAAAGUCUACUUAAUGUUUUGGUGCAUUAUUAUAAUAAUUAUAACAUUAUUAUAAGUAUCAGGAUUGUUGUAUCCCCUUUAAAACAGCUUUAUGCUCCUGAUUGUCGGCGAAAUCAACGACUUUGAUCAUGACUUUGUUCUGAUGAAAAUAAAGAUUUAAAAAGUAAAUCUAAAUCUUAAAACAACAACAAAUCUUCAAAAGAAAGUCUUGAAUGUGGAUCUGAUACUCCGCUCAUUCUGAGAUAUAAUUGCUGAUCCUUUUUUUUUUUUGGCUUAAACAAAUUUAUCAAGGUCAGAGCUUUUCGUUCCUUUUGAUCAAACCAAACCAAAAUUUGCCCGUCUGGACCUCUGGAUAAAAGAUAAUAUGAUAUUUCUCAGAGAGUAAAGGUUUCUCUGUCGCCCGGUUCAGAGCUGAACUUUCCGUCUGUUCGCUUCAAUCUCAGUUUGUAAAAAAUAAGUUCAUGUUGAAGAAUCUUUAAUGGAAUCAUGGAGCAAAAAAGUGAUUUUGUAGGAUUUAAAAUUUUUCCAUGGACACCAGUGUAAUUUGGGAUAAAAGGUUUAAAAGUUUGGAUUUAAAUUUGGAAAAAUGUAAGAAAAUUUUAAGGAUAUUAUUUGUCAAAUCACCUCAAAUGACUUUCACACAAGUUCAAAUUCUAACCGAGCCUCCAGACUUAAAUCUGUGAGAUGAUCUGGACAUGAAAAAAGGUUGACUGGAGUAAGAAAUGACGGCGAUUGAAGGAAAAACUGCCCGGCUCGUUCACAAAGACGUCUAGACUUGUCGGAGCUUCCUCUGAGUGUGGAAAAUAGUGAUUAAUUGUUCAGCGACUUUGACAAUAAACAAAACAUUUAACACUCUCCCAUGCCCACGCUCUUUAUCUUGUAAUCAUGUAUGCCAGCGCUGCUAUCAGUCCUUUCAGCCACAAUAAGAACCGCUGUGUUUUUUUCUCCGGUCUUUUUAUAACUCCCAGCACACGCCCAGCUUCAAUCUUGUGGGCAAAGUUUCUCCUAAAUCUCUCCCAGCCACCCACACCCAUCUACAUACAAACACGAGCUGUAUGAGCCAACACGCUGAUCAAUCACAGAUGGAGGUCUGGCUGUUGCUCUCCCUCUCGUGUCAGAAGAGCUUUGAGUCUCUUUUCGAGGCUCCUCCCGCUUUAGCGCGUUUCUUUCUAUCAACACUCCGACCUCACCAACACCGCAGCGCGAGUCCGGCACUGGAGAAGCAAUCGUCUCACCUCAGAUUGAGUCACAUGAGGUUAAUCCUUGACUCGAGUAUAAAACAGUUUUUUUCCUCCUGAUGCUUCUGAAAAAGAGGGAUCAUCUUGUAAUCAGGGUUCAGUUAUUAAACGCCAAUAUUUGAUCGAGGCCAGACGUUUACCCAGCUACAAUACCAAGGGGAAAGACGGAUGAGUGUUGCUCAAAAGUAGGACAACUGAAGUGGAGUUAAGAUGCUGUUUCAGCCAACAGUUGUGAAAGCAGUGGGAGACAAUGAGCAUCAGUCAAACAGCCAAAAAACGUGAAUUUACAGAGUGUUAUGGCGAGUCAGAGACAAGUUAAUCAAAGAUAUGACCUGACUGAAAUAAAGAAAAGAGUCAAAUUCAUGCCAAGAGAGUACGAAACUUGUGUUAUAUCAAGUUUGCGUCGCUGCAUGCAUCCUUUCUGGGUAAUUUCCAGGCAUUUCCAGGAUGGCAGUGCAGUUGUGUGAAUGUGCAAAAGUGUCUUUUAUUUAUCCUUAUUUGAUACCUCAUAUUUCCCACAUUGUAACGUCUCUGCAAACACUUAAAAACUCAGCCGCUGACAUGUGAACGUAAACAUGUUGUUCCCACAGAAACAGGCCAGAAACUUAACAGUGGCCUCAUGUCAAAGCCUUUGGGAACCGGACACAUGGAUCCAUGCUCUCGACCAUGUGUGAUCAGUCAGGGAAGGAAAAAACAAAACAAGGUGACACAUUUUUUCAAACUGACACGGUCUGGUUUUGCUGUCCGACGAUCACCUUAUCGAAAACAAAUCUGCCGUUUCUGUGUUGUUCAGUCGAGCGUGGUUUUCUUCACACUCUGCAUGCCUCUCAGCACGUCUCCAUGUUCGUUCUCUGUGUCUACCUCUCAGGCUGAGCUGAGACCACAGCUGCACGUCUUAUUACAUCUCCCCUGACAGAAUGAUCUCACUCAAGGCCAGUUGUGUUUUCCUGCAUGGAUUCGGAUUGUUAGUCCACAUGCUGAAGUCUGACCUCGUCAUAAAAACACAAAGACUUGAACUCUAUCAGGGCUGCAGGUUGAAUCACGGCUGAUGUUUUAAUCUCUUUAACUUAAGGUGGUCUAAUUGGCGCCUUUUCUCCUCAUCUGUCGGUCAGAUUUGGGUCUUUUCUGCCUGCUGGACUCAGCUUUGUAACCCUAUAUCUUAGUUUGACCUUCUCAGACGAACUGCUAUAAAGCCUUUCCUUCCACGGCUAAAUUUAACUGCAUUUGUGUAGCUUUUCAGACACACAUGCGUGGCCUCUCUGUUGUCACGCAGAACAAUUCAGCCAUUGUCAGUCCCUGGCGAGCUUUUCUCUUGACCCAAUAUGUCAACACUUUCACCUACUGUAGGAACAGAAAAUAAUGGCUGCUCUAAAUACAGUUUUGUUUAAAGUGAGGCUGAUGACUUCCAGUGGGCUGUGAUGGGCUGUGCUGGCAGCUGCAUCUGCGAUGAUUGAUUUCUAUACCAAAUGUACAAACUAGCGUCAUCCAAAUCACACCCUGGCUCUCAGUGCAAUCACAUUUUUGGGUUGUUUUAGAAACAAAGAGAGGAUAGCUCACAUAUCUACUCACACUGUUGGGACAUUUUAUUGCUGCUUUUUUUAAAUUUAGCGCAGCCGGAGCCUGUAUUUAGACUUCUCUGCUUCAUUGCUCUUGUGGCUGCAUACAGUAUAUUGUUGUACCAGCGCUGGAUGCUGGAAAUGAGUGGGUGUGUGCAGAAGUGAUACUUCAUAUUUAUUCAAGGUCUAGUCAUUGGCUUUUUCUCCUACACCCUGCACUCCAAAGCUCUGGAAAAAGCUCAUGAAUGGAUCAGAAACUGCAGUUUUUUUCCCAUCUACCUACUUCCUCAUUCGUUCAGUUCACAUACAGUAGCUGGAAUUAAUGGCAGUCGCUAUCUUUGUGUGUUUAAGGGGCGUUUGCCAUUGAGCAGUUCAAUGAAACUAAUGUGUUGCACAAAUAAAAGCUUUUUGAGCUCCGAGUUGGGUCUCAACAUAUGCAACAUACAGUCCACACUCAGUAUCUUAAAGGGAUAUUCAUGGGUAAAAUUAAUUUAGGGUCAAACACACCGUAACACCGAGUUAGACACCUCCUCCAGAGAUGAAUGUUGCCGACCGCUUGCUUCUCUAGUUAUACCAACUUUAGUAACGACCGCAGGAUAGAAAUACACAGCGGUCUGAGGAGCCAUAAACAAACCUCAACCAAAACGCCACUCUAUAGCCACAAAUAAUGCUCAGAACAGCACCUAACUUCAUCAACAGGACAUAUAGGGUCACAGACAUAGUACUAGACACCAAACAUCUUUUUAACUUUGACUAAUUUCUUUAGCAAAGAGACUAAACACAACUCACCUACUCUCUUCCAGCAGCCGCUUGUUUGUACGGAGACCUCCGGGUGAGACUGCAGCAGGGUGACGCAGCUCAAGGAAGAACAUUUAUGAUCAUUUCUUCAUUGGAAAUUCAGUCGCUUAGGCAGAAGAACGACAGCGUCUGCAGUGCAAAAUGAUUAAUAUGAUGAUUAUUACUUCAAGGAAAUGAUGCAGAAAUGAUCAUAAAUGUUCUUCCUUGAGCUGCGUUGUCACCCAUUUUUGGCGUGUGAUUCUCUGUGUUGCUAUCCUGCGGUCGUUACUAAAGUUGGUAUAACUAGAGAAGCUAGCGAUCGGCAACAUUCAUCUCUUGACGGGGUGUCUAACUUGGUGUUUGACCCUAUCUUUAUUUUACAUCGGAAUAUCCCUUUAAAACCACAACAAAGACUUAAAACUGGAGUCUUCCUGCUAAUGGUUUUAUGAUCUGGAUCCAGAUGGUGGUCAACUUAUCCGUCGAUACGUGCCGAGUUGACCAAAAUUCUGAUUGGUCGACGUGAUUUUUUCCCGCGUCAAUUUACAUUCUAUGGUUAAUUUCAUCAGGAGGAACGUACCAAGUGCUAAUGGGUUUUUUUUCAGAGCACCUUCGUUUCACAGGUAACAGCCUGUCUCAGAACAACCCCCUUGUUUUUACCAUUGUGGAUUCACUCAACCCACCGGAGACCGACUGGAGACAGGAAAAUUGAAGAGUGUCCACGUUAAUCAACAUUGCUGAAUAUUUAUUUUUAUUUUGAGCGGUUCAACUUUCUUGUGAGUCCUCCUUACCAUCCAUGUCAAAGACAUCAGCAGUGUGGCAAAGGUCGAAUACAAACUUUGCAAACAACAGUUUCCCGCCGAGCAGCGUCGGGUUUGCUGCCAGUCGUAUCUUUAUCAAUAAACCUGAUCGUCUACCCCGCAGCUGUCAUUUCCUCCUGUUUUCGGCCGUAUUUCCAUCUUAGUAUGAAGUUCUCUCCAUCUUAAUACAAUUUGUGCCUUCCUUGAGAUCCAGCUGUCAGAAACUUGGAUUUAAAUUGGCUCUGAGUCUCUUGAUGUUUUGGGAUAUGCAGAGACACAUGCUGCAGAGAUUUUUCUGGAGCUAGCUCAACCACAGCGAGGCUUUUCCAGUCAUUGGAGGUUUGAGAAACACCACAGAGGACAGAAAUGCUCAGAUAUUUACAAAUUACUGUGUUCUGUGUGUCAUCUACAACUUCUGUGAUGCAUGGGAGUGUUUAUUUUCAUCACUCGUCUGUUUCCCGAUGAGGUUUGACACAAGUAUUUGACAGUAAAGAAACACACUGUGAACAGUUGUCUUUCUGUCUUGUGCUGUUUGUCAGUUACACUUGAUUGGUGUGGUUGUGUGUCUUAUUAUCGAUUUUGCUUAUUAGUGCAGUUUUUUUAUCACUUCCUGUAGAUUCUCUUUGUAGAAAAAGUGGGUCUAUAUACUGGUUUUCUGUACCUCAAACACAUUUUUUUAGAAGCUUUAUUUCCUCUGACGCUCUGCUGAGAUCAGGAAACUUUUGUUGACGUUCCAUAACAAAGAGGGCAGACUCUACCUGGUCAGUUAACUACAGAAAUUACACUAUUUAAUUAAAUUUGCACAUACAUCAUCACAGACUACCUUCCUAUUUCAUGGGCUGGAUUUUAACAGUCUUUGUAAACAUGCUGUAGGAUAGAAAAGCUCCUGGAUAUCACACAAACUCCAAACCUUCGUGUCAUUGAUUUGUCGAUCUGUGUGAAAGGCACCAAAUCGGAAACCAUUGAGCAUUCAGGCAAAUCUGGAUCAAGCUUCUCAGAAUCGGUUUCUUAUCUGGAAUCAGUUCUCAAACCCCCGUCCCCAUAUCCCACUACAUUUACAGAGAUUUUUCUAGUUUUUUAGCCUUAAUAUAAACAGAAAGUUCCUCACUAGAGCUUUAAUAUAAUAUCGCAUCUUUUCUGCAGACUGAGUGCUGCACAUAUGAGCAUUUACACUCAACAUACGUUAACUUUACUCUAUAUUCUCGGUUAUGUUUCACAGUGUCAUUAAUAAAUGCUUGAUUUUCUUAUUUCCUGCAGGCCUAAUACUUGGUGAUGUUCAAGUAAACUUGCAGGACAGAAAAUUUGACUAUCGGAGAUGAUUUUGGAUCUCGAACAGUAAAGUAAUGAUGUAAUUAAAUUAGUUUUAGUCUCAUUUUUCGGGACAUUUUUUCAUUUAUUGUGGAGAACAGCUGAGGAGGGACAGGAAAGGAGAGGGGCAGAGACUGAGGUAAGACUAUAGACUGUAUAUAAGAUCUGUAUAUAAGAUAUCUUAUAUACAGUCUAUGGGUAAGACAUUAAGCAAAGGAAAUGAACCAAUGACCUCUAAGGCUUCUGUACGUGGGCGUUUGGACCACUCCAGAUCUAGUUUUUAAUGUUAUUUCACUCUUGUUUUAAUGUCACUGAGAGAUCUAAACUCUCCUGACCUCUGAUUUCUGUGGAGUUGAAGAUUUUCAACAAUUCUGAAUCUCAUUCCUGUAAAGGAGAAGCUCCAGGUCCUGUAACUGUCUGUGAAACACCUCGACUUUGUCAGAUAUCUCAGUCUGUCUGCGUCUGACUCCUCUCUUUUAUCGGCCUGCCACUCUGCAUCACUCUGCUGUCACUCGCUUUCGCUCUCCUCUUCCUCUCCCCGUCUGUUCUCCUUAUGAGCGCCGCUGUGAGAUCCAAGCCGGUGUUUGCUGGCCUUCUGUUGUUAAUAAAGACUUGGAGACCCGGCUCCAGUCUUGGCUGGUGGCUGAGGCCUCGGGGCACCGAGGGAACAACGGUGCGCUCUCGAAGCUCGGCCAGAUCUCUGAGUGCAUUUUAACACUCGGCGGUGACUCUCCGACUUCUCUGAUAUGAAGCGCAGAGCCAACGCUGCAUGUAGCAUAAACAGACAGUUACUAUAGAGGAAGCAUGGCCAGACAGCUCUCCCCAUAGAUGUGAUGGUCUGUUAGUUGAUGUAUAUCUUUGUGUCUCUAUGAUAAAGAUGGAUUGUUUCCUAGAUGGCAGGGUUUACAUUUUGGCCCGAUGUGGAUAAUUAGUCUUCCUUUAUUGCGCAGAAACAGCACAGUUAAAGAUACUGUAAAGCAAGCUUACAGUGUGCCAAUUACACCCCGUCUCUCUUGCAUGUGGUUUCAUUUACACUCAACCAGAAAUGCGAGUUAUUAGAGGCCACAGGGGAGCAGUAAAUUCAUGCACAGGGUUUUGUGCAGCUCCUUAAAGCUAGUGAUGACGGGUCGCAUUUACAUCGCUCUCAUGCCUCUUGGACUCUCAAACGCAUCCCAUGAAUAUUAAUCCAUUGUAUUCAUCUCCGGGCUCACAAUACAUAAUGACUAAAGAUCUGCAUGUGCAAAACAGACAGAAUGAGAGCAGGGAUUUGGUUACACAAUGAAGUCAACGUAUGCUUUGUAAUACGACCCAGCGAGGGUUCGGGCCAGGAAACAGACAGCCUGACUGUCAGUUUCACUCUCCAUUUUUCCAGACGGAAACGCUGCAGACGCACUCCAUCUAAUCAUACACUUUCACUGUCUGAGAGUCGAGGUUUGGGGGAUUUAGAAGAGGUGUGCAAAGUGUUGUUUUCCUCACAUGAGAGUGAGGAGGGUAGUGGUUUGACCUGAAACCCAGGCCAAGCCCCAAUUAUUGCAUUUUUUUGCUCUGUAGCCAUUAGCUCACUGUCUCAGAGGACCGCAAAUCUCAUAUUAAGGAACGACACGGAAAAAGUGAGUUAACAUCAAAUAAGAUUAUUGAACACAGUUGGGGUUUUGAAUCAGGCUAAUAAUCACCUUUGCUGAGUGUCUUGAAGACUGAUGUCACUCUCUUUCAGCUGAUUUCUUCCUAACUUGACAUUUAAGCAGCGAUUCAGAGUGAUUUUCUUCUCUGACCUGCAGAGUAUCUGGUAUUUUUAGCCUGAUUACAGGAAGAUUGGAUUUGUCUGUUAAGCAUAUGCAUGGAAGGAAAUCAGAGAGGCUAAUUUGUGUCAGAAUUAUUCCCUGUUUUCUUGAUCAAAGCGGGUUUUCCAAUCAAAACAAACCUUGUAAUGUAAUGAGGCGCUGCAACCCAAAUGUUUUCCUACACCGCAUACUUGUCUGACGCUUUUCAAGAUCUCAAUUCGACUUCUCUCUUUUUCAGACAAAAGACCAGCAGGAGCAAGUCCUAAAUCAGAGCAAUAAAGUCUUCCUCUACUGCGCCUUCUUGGACUACAGGUGGGUCAGAGUUUGUGAUUUAGAUGCAGCGUUUCCCGGUUUUUCCGCCGGAGGAGAUUUCAUCUUCAUUUUUUGACUCUCUGUGUGUAUUCUUUCAGACUUUCAAUCAUAAGAAAUGAGCAACAAUUUGAGAAGGUGUAUUUCCCUUUUCUGGUUUAAAUCAAAAACAUCCAGCGGCACAUGAGUCGCUGUUUCAGUUUGGUUUGUCUUGAGCAACAGCCCGCUGUAAAAAUUGAUGGUGAUCUGAUGAAUACAGCCAGAACCCUGUUUGGAAAGCGUAACUCAUUGUAAAAGGGAGUGUGUUCCAGUGGAUUCAAAGGCUUUCCUCUCCUCACUCCUCUUUGCCCUUUAGCUCAAGAAAAAAGUGAGUUAUUGGAUUGCCCUGUCAGAUUGCCCUGCAACACUCAGCACAGACAUUUCUCUGCGCCUCCCACCACAAACUGUACUGAGUGAUUCAUGCCAGCGGACCGCUCUCUGAAUAUUUGUUUAACCUUUUUAAUUCCUGAUAGAAUCUCUUAUUAUUAUUAUUUUGUGUAUCUUUGCUCAUAUUUUUCUAAUAGCGAAACUUUAUUUGCUUCUUUUCCCAGUUCAAAGGAGGGCGUGUGGUCCAACGAAGGAUGUGUACGCUCGGAUGGAAACAUGUCGUACUCUGUGUGUUUGUGCAACCACCUCACCAACUUCGCCAUUCUCAUGCAAGUGGUGCCCUUAAAGGUACGCCCUUUAGGCUGCUCAUAUUUAUUAUUUUCAGAUUAACAAUGGAUCCGAGCGGGCGCCUGUUUCCAGGGACACGUGACCUCCACGAAAUGUCAGACUCGCAAAAGUAGCAACUUAUUGGCAAACAGAAACAAAAACAGAUAUUUCUUUGGCAGAGAGUGAAACUGAGUGAACAAAAGAGGGAUUAAGGUCACUGAAAGUUACUUACCUUAUCAGUGAAACGCAACAUUUACAGCAUCUCGUGUUUGAGGGUGUAUUUUUGGAGGCUGAUAUUGAGAAACAUUCAUAUUUCUACAUCCUGUAGCAGCUACAGUGAGGAGUUUUUAGCUGGUGAUGAAACAGACUGUUAUCAACAGUGAGGACCCUGUAUGACCCUAAACAGCAAAUAAGACCAUUGGCAUUGUUGAUAAGGAGUGUCUUGAAAAGUAAUAAAUGUCAUUAAAUCAAUUUAGCAAAAUUUACAAACUACAUUUGUUGAAUAAGCCAGACAAAGAGAGACAGAAAUGUGGGGAGUAAGAGGAGUGGUGGAGGACAUGCAGCAGAGGGUUUAGGGCAAGUAUCGAACCUGCAACUGCUGUGAGGACGACAAUACUAUAGUCCGACACACACUUGUUGUUGACAUUCAUAAAACAAAACUCUGUUUUCCGUUCUUCGUGGGAAUGGUUUUUUGCAUCUUAUUCGUUUUAGCUCCUCCCACAUCCAUGACUGCUGCUCAUCUCACAUCGCCACUGACAUGUCAAGUUUGACAGCAGCGCAACGUACGAUUGACAACUGAUUGGCAAAUAAUCACUUUGCGUAAGAAGGGGGAGGGACACCUGUGAAUUUGAUUAGAUAUAAGGUGGCUGAGUGACCAAUCAAGUUUUCAAAUUUAUGUACGAGUCAUUAACCCUUUCCAAGUAGCCACGCGUUGGUGAGCCCUGGACUAUAGCCUCUAUGCAUGGGGGAGGGGCUUAAGGCUCAUUUAUGCUCAACAUUACAUACAGAUCAGGAUACAGACGGAGCUCUCAGACGAUGCUUCGAACUCUUUUCUUCCGUAUUUCUGCACGUAUCCUUGAAGUUUACAGAUACAGGCCAGACAGAGCAGUACCACCGGAAACAGUGGGGGCAGUGUUGCUGCUGUCAAUACCCGGUAUGCGAAAAAAACACUGCCUCUGUUUCUGUCUCCUGUGCGAAAUAUACGUUAUCACUAACUCCUCCACAGUCACCAUUUUUGUACGUAAGCGAGAAACCGGCAGCCAAUCAAAGAGCGAUAUUUAGGUUAGAGGCGGGGCUUCUAGCAGAGACCAAUUGUUAACCCUUUGUGUGCCAUAAUUAUUGCUUAAACACUACAGACAGUAGUUGUAUUGAUAGGGACGACACUGUGGCAGCUGAUUAUUGGUAGUGACAUGUCCCUAGCGUCCCUACCCAAUUCCACACCCUUGGGCAUGGAAGUAUGUGGGCAGUGACGGAAUCAUAGUUUGAAACAGACAUGUACAUUUUCAUACGUCUGGCGAGCAUAAAUGGACAGACUGAAACUCCCUCUGAUGAAGCGUCAGUUUACUUCCUCAAUGUGAAUUUGUCAAAAAAGUUUAUGAACUAAAAGUUAGAAUUUUUACAUCCUUGGUUUGAGUGAGUCGGCGUCUGUUAAGCUGUCACAGAAAUGUAAUAAUUUACCGCUCAGAGUGGAUUUUAAGUCUUAAAAUAUGUAGAUGAAGUGCUAAAAGGAUUUAAAAUGGAUUUGAUUAAACUCCAGGAAUCCUGCUAAUACCUCGUAGUCACUUUAAUGCCUCGACCUGCUGGAAGAGUUUGCAUGUUCUCCCACACUCACACUCACAGGACUUGUCGUGAGGUUGAUUAGUGUCUUCAGAUCACCCGUAGGUGUGAGUGUGUCCCAAUGUGUCGGCCCUGUGAUAGAUUUGAGACCUGUCCAGGGUGCGCCCUACCUCACUCAGCGGGGAAAACCUCAUGACCGUGGACGUCUCUCUCUGUUUCCAGUAAUUCAGUGUAUCAUGCACUGUGUCAGCUUCAUCACGCUGAUGGUCUUGUUUGUUUUUGUAGAUCAUAAAACGACAUCAAUCUUAAUUUUAGUCGGUUGCAUAACCAUCUGAAAACUCCUCACAAGAGCUGUAAAAACUGCUCUCCUCCAUUUAAACAUGUUUGUCAUAACCGAGUGAAUUUUACAAAUCAUCGCAGGACAGGAAACGGCGGUUUACCACACUGUAAACCCUCAUCAGAACCCCCACCGGAGCCUUUUGGACAUUUAAUUGUCCCUCCGUUGGGUCAGCUGUGAGCAGACCAGUCACAUUGUCGGUUUAACUUGUGGUUUUGUUCAGAAGUACUUUGGACAACCAUGAUUAAGUGUGGUUCUUCUGGGUCGCUGCACGGGUCAUUGGCCCAUUCCUCCAAGACCACACCGCCUCAAGAAACACAAAUUAGUAUGAAGUAAAAAAAACAUCUGGAAUAACAAUAACAUCGUUUUUUCUCCUCUCUCCUGCACCGUCUGUCGAUCUGCAGGUAGAGCAUUUUCCAAGAGGUCUUUUUGCUCCCCAGAGUGCAGCUGUUUGUAAGAGCCACCAGAGUGUGGUCAGCAUCUUCUACGGCCUGAUAUAAAUAGAAAGAGGACUUCAUAUUGCAGCGAAAUGGACCAGCGCUGUAUUUAAAGAGCAGAAGUCUAUUUGAUGCUAUACUUUCCCUCAGGCAGCCUCUAAUUAGUGGGCAGCCUCAUCGCUCAGCUGCGAGGGAACAUCCAGCGUCGUCUGAGAGUCCCUCGUAAUGACAAGGCACAUGUGAGGACAGUUAAUGGAGAAUCAAAACCCAACCCUGGAAAUAGCCUCGACUCCCACGCAUCAAUACAUAAGACUGAACACUAUAGAUGUAUGCAGAUAAAUAAACAACUAAAAAUAAGAAACACAGCGAGCUUCACUUCUUCAGGAACUCCUUAUAGAGAGAAAAAAAACAGCUGUUAGGAAAUGUUGAAACUGCUCUAUAAUAGUCUGAGGUUUCCAGUAUUACCAGUAUAACUGAAACCAAUUUAAUCAGGUGGAGUAAUUAAUCAGUCAGCAGUCUAGACAGUAAAAUAUAGAUGCUGUUUUAUCACAUAGAAGCUGACAACAUUGUCCUCAUCGUGUCCUCAGCUCACCACCGGCCACAGGGUGGCACUGUCAGCCAUCGGUUACGUCGGCUGCUCCAUCUCCAUUGUCUGUCUCGCCAUCACUCUGGUCACUUUUGCAGUUUUGUCGUGAGUUUUUCAGUUUUUCAUGAUCUAUAUUCGACAUAAAUGCAUGAAUAUUUUGUUUGCAUGAUGUGGUUAACCUUUACUCUACCCGUGAGUUCAAAACAUUAAACUUUUAUGUUUUAUAUGCUCUUGAAUUUCCCUUCAGGGAUCAGUAAAGUUCUCCUCUUCUUCUUCUUCUUCUUCUCCUCUGCAGGUCAGUGAGUACCAUCAGAAAUCAGCGCUACCACAUCCAUGCCAACCUGUCCUUCGCCAUCCUGGUAGCGGAGAUUUUACUGCUCAUCAGCGCCCGCUUUGACCCCGGCACGGUGGGUACACAGCUCGGUGAUCACAACAAUACUUUCAACAGAGACAUGAGGCAUUAUCCUGGUGAUAAAGAUGUUAUUUGUCAUAAAAAAGACAGAGGAUUAUUGGGAUAAUAAUCUCCAGACUCUAUUUGCAAAGACCCAACAUGAAGACUCAGUCCCGUCUUAUAAGAUCAGAAACCUGGAUCAGAUCCGGACUCUUGUUAGACUCUGCUGAGACUGUGUUAGAUUUAGAGAGGGAGGAGAGGGGAGAUGGAGAAAGAAAAACAACCGUGAUCCAACAGCUCUUUGUAACAGUGAUAAGGAUGUUGAAACUGAUGCUUUAGUUGUUAAAUAUUCAGGGAAGAGAGAAAAAGAAAGUAUCUAUCAGUUAAUGUCUUUUCAAUUAUGCAGCUUUUAUUAUUUCUAACGUCUGGAUCUUGUAUUUCAGCUGCCGUGUAAGAUCAUGGCCGUCCUGCUUCACUUCUUCUUCCUGAGCGCCUUCGCCUGGAUGUUGGUCGAGGGUCUUCACCUCUACAGCAUGGUGGUCAAAGUGUUCGGCUCUGAGGGCAGCAAACACUUCUACUACUACGGUAUCGGCUGGGGUAAGCGCUCGGAGAAAUACCUCGUUCAUUAAUUUUUUGUCGUAUCGUCACGUCUUGUUUCAUCGUCCCCAGUUUCACUCGGCGUCCUGCUUCCACCUCGUACUCGGCUUUUACAGAAAAUGACGUUUGACUCGUCUUGAUGUUAUGAAAAGAAAAUCCCUGUGAACCUGUUGAGUGAAUCUGCUUUCAGUUACUUUCCAGGAACACAAUUACCUCCCCCCGUGAUCUCAGUGACCCAGAGUUUGAUCGCCAGAGAAGAGAAUAAAUCUGGGACAUAUUUGCGUAUACUGUCUCCUGCUGCAGAGGAAUGCAAAGUCUCUCCUUCACAUGCUGAACUCAUUAGAGGAAAAACGAUUCCCUCUUUUUUUUUUAUUACUUCCCUUCUCCUGGUUGGAGUAAUUUUUCAUUUGGUGGGGCCACCUGCAAAUGAUGUGUGGGAGACUUUGUGUGACAGCCAGAGGUAUAUCUGCUGUACAUAAAAUAUAAAUUACUUUUUUAUACCAGUAAUUAAUGGCUGCUGCUAUUAGCUGUGAUUGAGGCUGCUGAUUACUGCUGUCAUUUCCUCGUCGAGCAGCGCGCCAGACUUCAUGGCAACGAAUCAAGGCAGCCGUAUAAAGAGAGUCAUUUUCAGGGAAACGAGCAAUUAGCAGCGCAGCAGAUGAUUGAACCACCGCUGAUUUUUUAAGUAUGCAAAGACACGAGUUAACUGUAGGAGGAGUUUAACAUAGUGAUGCAUGAAGUAAUGAAGUAAGUCAAGGCUGGGGAUGUUAUGUCGGGAUUUUGGCCUAAAAGCUGCUAAAAGUGGCGCCAUCUACAGGGUAAAAUAUUGUAACAAUACAUUAAAUAAGAAUCGUAUACAUUAAACUUUAAAUAGGCGUCGGUUUAAGGUUCAAUGUAAGUAGUUUCAUGUUGUUUAACUUUUAUUUUAGUUGUUUAGUUGACUGAAAAAUAAGCAGUAACUAAAAACAGGAGCUGAUGGAGUGAUAUAACUUACUUUUUUUGACAUUAGUUUGGUUUAAGUUUGUAUUUACUGCUUCUUUAUACCGUCUGUGGCCAAAAAUGUAAACAUAUACAAGUCUUUUUUAGUAUGGAUGGUUUAAUGCAGCUGUUUUUACAAGAAAAAUAUGAGUAGUCACAACAAAUCCUCUUAUUAAAUGAUAAUACACAAAAUAAAAGCUUUUACUGAAGUAAUUUUCAGGGAAACGAGCAAUUAGCAGCGCAGCAGAUGAUUGAACCACCGCUGAUUUUUGCAAAGACACGAGUUACUGUGGGAGGAGUUUAACAUGGUGGUGCCAAUCUGUGCAUGGAGUAAGUCAAAGCUGAGGAUGUUAUAUCUUGAUUUUUGGCUUGAAAGCUGCUUAAAAGUGGCGCCAUCUACAGGGUAAAAUACUGUAAAUACAUUAAAUAAGAAACUAAUACAUAAAACUUUAAAUAGCCGUCGGUUUAAGGUUCAAUCUAAGUAGUUUCAUGUUGUUUUACUAUUAUUUCUGUGGUUUAGUUGACUAAAAAAUAAGCAGUAACUAAUAACAAGAGCUGAUGGAGUGAUGUUACUCUCUUUUAAUGACAUUAGUUUGGUUUAAGUUUGUAUUUACUGCUUCUUUAUACCGUCUAAAUCCUCUUAUUAAAUGAUUAUAUCCAAAAUAAAACCUUUUACUGGAGUAAAAUGGAGGUAUUACCCUCUGCUGUUGAGGAAAAUAAAGGCUCUGUCACUUUUUGGCAGAUCUGUUUUCUUUUGCUCACUCUUUGUCCCAAAUCUGUCAGGAGCUGCACGUCUGCUGCUGCCGCGGCGUUUCUCAAAGCCCUCCUCGUCUUUCGGGUUGUUUGGAUGAUUCCUCCUCCAAGUGUAACUUCAGUUUGAGGCAGUGACAUUUAUGUGGGCCGGGUGUCAAAACAAUCGCCGAGUGCUUCUUUGGUUUGUGUGUCAAAGGCUUUAAUUCCUUUAUUUAAUGUCGCAGUGCCACAACUUGACCUGGUGCGCUGCCAUGUAUACAUACAUAAGUGUUUAAUAUGACGGUAUCGGCUCAAACCGCUGAAUACAGCUUCAUAGGUUCUUGAAUGUGACAUGAAUACUUGAGGGUAAAUGAGGAGCAGAGUGACAAAGGGGUCGUUUUUACCGCAGGACCUCACAGCACAUUAAUCCACACGUUUCUUUCUGCUCCUAUUAUCAGGCUCUCCUCUGGUAAUAUGUGUGGUGUCCGUGACAUCAGCCCUGGACAGCUACGGAGAGAUUGACAAGUAAGUUUGACGUGAAAAAAACAAACUCACAGGGAUAAGAUGUAAUUGGUUUUUAUUCCUUUAAAGCUCGGUGGCAUUGCUUGAGAAUUACAUCACCUGUGGAAAAAACUGGAACCAGCCACUGAAAGCUUUUAGCCUCACAGUAAUAACACCUGUCAUUUCAUAUUUAUGUUAUUGCACUUUUCACUUGGAAGGGACCCCGGUGUGAUUUCUUUCUUCACUCCUGACCCUUUUCUUGCUUUCUCAGCUGCUGGCUGUCACUGAAGAACGGAGCCAUCUGGGCCUUUGUGGCACCAGCGCUGUUUGUCAUCGUGGUGAGGAAUUUGCAUCCAUUAGCAUUUGUCACUUUUUACAGUUACCAAUCUUGAGCCAAAACAUUACUUUCUUUUCCCAGGACAAAGAAACAAAGUCACUGUAAACUCUGUUUCUCUGAUUUCUAGGUGAACAUUGGCAUCCUGAUAUCCGUGACCAGGAUUAUAUCUCGAAUCAGUGCAGAAAGUUACAAAGUUCACGGUGACGCCAACGCUGUCAAGUGAGUUUUUUAAUUUCUAUGACCGACCUCAUGCUCUCAAUCAAACGUUUUAUAAACAUGCAUUUCUUCUGUUUUGUUUCAAGGCUGACUGCAAAGGCAGUGGCCGUGCUCCUGCCCAUACUCGGCAUUUCCUGGAUCUUUGGCGUACUCGCACUCAACAAACACUCGUUACCGUUCCUCUAUAUUUUUGCUGUUUUCAACUCUUUACAAGUGAGGUUUUUUUUUUUUACUACAAGAACUUAUUUUUCUCUCUCUUUAAAUUCAAUAUUUGUUAAAGUCUACAAGCAAUAUUUUUCUUCUUUUUUUUCAGGGGUUCUUUGUCUUCUUGUUUCACUGUCUUCUCAACUCUGAGGUUAGUGAAUAAUUUUAUAUUUAUCUGAAAUAUUUAUCUUUAUCUUUAAUGUAUUAUCUAUAUCUUUUCAUGUUAUGUCUUUUUUAACCUUUUACAUUGAUGGUGUAUUACUCCACAUUGUUCUGUAUUUUAAUUGUGUUUUUGUAAAGUGUCUCUGAGCACUUGUAAAAGCGCAUCAUAAAUAAAAUUUAUUAUUAUCAUUAUUAUUAUUAUAUCUUUGUAAGAAAUACGGGAGCGUUCAAAAAAGUCAGAAUGUCCUGAAAAAGUUCCAUUUUUCCCAUAAUUUAAUUCAAAAAGUGAAAACAGCUUCACCCAUUGUCUGUUAAGGGUCCUCAGGCCGUUUGUUAAGUUUAUCAUUAUCUGCUCCAGCUGCUAGUUUGUUCUGUACAAGAUAGAGGCGAUGCUACUUCAGCCAGCCAAUCAUAAACUGGAUGAGGCGGGACUUGUCACCCAGGUAACCAGGAAAAUAGACGCUUAUCAGAUGGUCAUCACAGAGACAGACAUUCGUUUUUGACCAGUUGUUUGUUCAUCAACACUUAAAUAAGAUAAUGAAGCAUCACUGUAGAAACACAACAGAAACAAUCUCACUCUUUUUCCUACGUUUUCAUUUCACCCGAUGAUUAACAGAGUUUGUUGUUGUUGUGCUUUUGCGUCUCUCUGCAGGUCCGAGCUGCUUUCAAACACAAGACCAAGGUGUGGUCUCUCACCAGCAGCUCCAUCAGAAACAUCAAUGUGAAGCCGUUCAACUCCGACAUUGUGAGCGAUGUUGUUAAAGAUUCUCUAAAACAUAAAAAUGAGUCGAACCCUCUGAACCCUAACCGCUCUCUCUCUCUAUCUGUAGAUGAAUGGAAACAAGGAGGGCGUAACUCCGACGAAGAUGAACACAUGGGACAAAAGCACCAACUCAGCCAAUCGUAUCGACCUCUCUGCCGUGUAGAAAAACAGACGGACGCUCACCUCCGUCUGCGGCAGGAGAGCAAACUAAAGUUCAGUCGUGUUGGAUGACAAACACUGGCCAGAAUAUUCGUCCACCAUGUUAUGUAAUGAUUUGGACUCUCAUCUGCUCUCAUGAAAGUGAUACCAAAGGUUGUGUGUGGCUGAAUUAUUGCUACACCGAUAAAGACAAACAGACUCUGAAGACUGUGCCUUAUGUUUUCUCAUGAAACACGCUUAGUUCCCAAAAACAAGAGCAGGGUGGUUAGGGAAAUCCAAGCAUGGUCCUCUUUCUCACAUUCAAGUUGAUUUACAAACCGACAAGAAUUUCAUUUAGCAGAAUAGUUUCACUCCUGAGAAAAGAUGCUUGUUUUGCUUUGUUACAGACAGCCAUGAAAAAUUUGAGACUAUUUCCAAGCUACUAAAAGUUCCUGCCAGGAGCUUGUUAGCUUAGGCAUAGAGGUUUGAGACAGGAAGAACAGCAAUAGUUCUGUUUUAUGGUUAUAUGCCUGAGCGGCUAUCCUAUCACUUAAAGGCUAUUAACUGUUAAAGAGGUAGACGAGUUCUCUGGAGGCCAACUACUGUACUUGCUGUAAAAUCUGAAGGAUAAUAACUGUAACACCGCGAUCAAAGGUUAAGUACGAUUAAAAAAGACUUAAGUCAACCCCAGGCUGAGAGCUAACAAAGACUAAUCUCUGUUUUUAUUAAUUAUUAUAGUAAAACGUCAAACCAAGCUAUUCUUCUGGCUUAUUUUAAUGGAAAACAGAGCGAUCUCUGGGAUAGUAAAAUGACAAUCACAGCCAUGUUCUGGCUUUAAACCAUAAAACAGCUGGCUAAGCUGGUCUCUCUGUUUCCAAAUCCAGCACUGAGCCAAUCACAUGCUGUUGUUGUUGCAUCAUAAUAAGCAUCUUUAUCGAUCCCUUUUAUAGCUAACAAGCUUUUUCUUUUCAUCACAGUGAAAUGAUUCGGCAUGUGUUUUUUUCAACAUAGCUGUGCCACAUAUUUGCUCGAAAUCACAAACCUGAGUUGGUUUUUAAAGUGUGGCUGAAACGCAUAACUUCUAGAUGAGACCCAGGAUUUUCCUCCUGAAGUGUAGUGUUGGAUUUCUGCCUUAAAACAAAACUCACCAGCUGUUUCGCAGAGUUAUUAUAAUAACCAGAAAGAACUGAUUACUUAUUUUACCUGACCAGACUUUUCCUACAAUCACAGUUUCUUCCAGCUUUAAUCCAGCCUUUGGGACAGCACAACACCAUUUCAAUUUAACAAUAAUGAGUAGAGUAGCGGUGUCUUUGACCUUAUGUAAUUCUGAUAUAAUGUAUUUAUUUAUUUUGUGAUUCUGAGUUAUGUAUCAUGUUCUCUGCUAAAUGCCACAGCUCCACAGUCAGUGUAUUGUCGUGUUCGAUUCUGUUUGUGUGUUUUUUUCUCUUUUUGAAAUGAAGCGGCUGGUGUAUUUGCAGUACCUCACUUCUAUGAAAGCUGCAGUUUGUUGAGUCGCUUUUCGAAGGCGAAAUUGAAUCAUCCGUGUGUUUCAAAGAGGAUUUUGUGACGUCUUUAGCUGUUUUCGUGUCGCUUAUUUACUUUACCUUUUCAUACAUUUUUUUUUGUACAUGGAAAUAUGAAGCGGAGAGAGACUUGAUGAGGAGGAUUUUUUCUGAACAUACUGUGAGAACGAAGGGGAAUGACAUGUUUUUAAACGACAUACACUGUACUUACAUUAGGUUUCAUAAAACAGGAUUUACUGUACUUCACUCUGCGCUCACUUUUGAUGUCAGUUUUAAAAGAUUUUUAAAAAUGUUUUCUAUGCUUUUAUGGCCUUUAAUGGUUGUUGUCUUAUGGUACUAUUGUUUGUGCUUUCAGUUAUCUUUAUUAUAAAAUUUUUAUGACAAGAAA
Xyrichtys novacula (pearly razorfish) is the source of this 36032-nucleotide messenger RNA. Lineage: Eukaryota; Metazoa; Chordata; Actinopteri; Labriformes; Labridae. The record is from the annotation of a GenBank genome assembly.